This is a messenger RNA of Malurus melanocephalus (red-backed fairy wren), 5713 nucleotides long. RefSeq names its product SIK family kinase 3 (gene SIK3). Gene Ontology annotation, molecular function: protein serine/threonine kinase activity; ATP binding; tau-protein kinase activity. The transcript is spliced from 25 exons. Gene Ontology annotation, cellular component: cytoplasm. The coding region runs from base 11 to 4024 and encodes 1337 amino acids. Gene Ontology annotation, biological process: microtubule cytoskeleton organization; protein phosphorylation; intracellular signal transduction. The record is from RefSeq and is a predicted model, not a curated record. Lineage: Eukaryota; Metazoa; Chordata; Aves; Passeriformes; Maluridae.
GCGCGACAAGAUGGCGGCGGCGGCUGCGGCGGGAGGAGGCGGCGGAGCGGGGGCUCCCCCCGCGGCCCCCCGGCUCUCCCCGGCCCCGCCGCCCCCGCGGCCCCCCGGGCCCGCCCGCAUCGGCUACUACGAGAUCGAGCGCACCAUCGGCAAGGGCAACUUCGCCGUGGUGAAGCUCGCCACGCACCUGGUGACCCGCGCCAAGGUUGCRAUAAAGAUCAUCGAUAAGACUCAGCUGGAUGAAGAGAACCUGAAGAAGAUAUUUAGGGAAGUUCAGAUCAUGAAGAUGCUCUGCCACCCACACAUCAUCAGGUUGUACCAGGUUAUGGAGACAGAGCGGAUGAUUUAUCUGGUGACAGAGUAUGCCAGUGGAGGGGAAAUAUUUGAUCACCUGGUGGCCCACGGGCGCAUGGCCGAGAAGGAAGCCCGGAGAAAGUUCAAGCAAAUUGUGGCUGCUGUCAACUUCUGUCACUGUCGGAACAUAGUCCACAGGGAUCUGAAGGCAGAAAAUCUCCUCCUGGAUGCCAACCUGAACAUCAAAAUAGCAGAUUUUGGGUUCAGCAAUAUCUUCACCCCUGGCCAGCUCCUUAAAACCUGGUGUGGGAGUCCCCCCUACGCUGCUCCAGAGCUCUUUGAAGGCAAGGAGUAYGAUGGGCCAAAGGUUGAUAUUUGGAGCCUGGGCGUGGUGCUGUACGUGCUGGUGUGCGGGGCCCUGCCCUUYGACGGGAGCACCCUGCAGAACCUGCGGGCAAGGGUUCUCAGCGGCAAAUUCCGCAUCCCCUUCUUCAUGUCCACAGAGUGUGAGCACCUGAUCCGCCACAUGCUGGUGCUGGACCCGAGCAAGAGGCUCUCCAUGGAGCAGAUCUGCAAGCACAAGUGGAUGAAGCUGGGGGAGGCUGAUGCAGAGUUUGACAGGCUCAUAGCAGAGUGUCAGCAUCUGAAAACAGAGAGGCAGCUGGAGCCACUGAACGAGGACGUGCUGCUAGCCAUGGCCGACAUGGGGCUGGACAAGGAGCGCACGGUGCAGUCGCUGCGAGCCGACGCGUACGAUCACUACAGCGCGAUUUACAGCCUGCUCUGCGAGCGCCUCAAGAGGCACAAGAACCUGCGCAUUGCCCCCUCGCCCAGCAUCCCCCGCACCAUCACCUUCCCCACCUCGGCCAACAUCCAGCAGACAGAACAGACAGGCAACACCAUGAAUAUCAGCGUGCCCCAAGUGCAGCUCAUCAACCCCGAGAACCAAAUUGUGGAGACUGAUGGAACAAUGAACCUGGACAGUGAUGAAGGGGAAGAGCCAUCCCCCGAGGCUCUGGUUCGCUACCUCUCCAUGAGGAGGCACACAGUGGGAGUGGCUGACCCACGGACGGAAGUCAUGGAAGACCUGCAGAAGCUGCUGCCUGGCUUCCCCCGUGUGACUCCUCAGGCUCCGUUCCUGCAGGUGACCCCGAAUGUGAACUUCAUGCACAAUGUGCUGCCCAGGCAGAACCUGCAGCCCACGGGGCAGCUGGAGUACAAGGAGCAGUCCCUGCUGCAGCCCCCCACCCUGCAGCUGCUGAACGGGAUGGGYCCGCUGGGCCGGCGCGCGUCCGACGGCGGGGCCAACAUCCAGCUGCACGCCCAGCAGCUGCUCAAACGGCCACGGGGCCCCUCGCCACUCGUCACCAUGACACCAGCUGUCCCUGCUGUCACCCCCGUGGACGAGGAGAGCUCCGAUGGGGAGCCAGAUCAGGAAGCUGUGCAGAGAUACUUGGCAAAUAGGUCAAAAAGGCACACUCUGGCCAUGACCAACCCUACAGCUGAAAUCCCUCCAGACUUGCAGAGGCAGCUAGGACAGCAAUCCUUCCGACCCCGGGCUUGGGCUCCACACCUGGGACCCGACCAGCACCGUUCUAUUUACAAGGACUCCAACACUCUGCACCUCCCCACCGAGCGCUUCUCCCCGGUGCGGCGCUUCUCCGACGGGGCUGCCAGCAUCCAGGCUUUCAAAGCCCACCUGGAGAAGAUGGGCAACAACAGCAGCAUCAAACAGCUUCAGCAGGAGUGUGAGCAGCUCCAGAAGAUGUAUGGAGGGCACAUGGACGAGAGGACRCUGGAGAAGACGCAGCAGCAGCACAUGUUGUACCAGCAGGAGCAGCACCAUCAGAUUCUUCAUCAGCAGAUUCAGGACUGUAUCCGGCCUCCCCAGCCAUCUCCACCCUUGCAAGCUCCAUGUGAAAACCAGCCAGCUCUGCUCACUCACCAGCUCCAGAGGUUACGGAUCCAGCCAUCCAGCCCRCCCCCCAACCACCCCAACAACCAUCUCUUCAGGCAGCCCAACAGCAGCCCACCCCCCGUCAGCAGCAGCGUGCUGCAGCCCCAUGGUGCUGCCUCCCAGUCCCAGUUCCAAGGGAUGCCAUCCCACAGCAGCAUCUUCCCGCAGUCGGGUAACUGCUCCCCGCCCCCGACCAUGGGGCUGACGUGCCUGGCCCUGCAGCAGCAGCAGCAGCAGUCCCAGCAGGUCACCAUCCAAGUGCAGGAGCCCGGGGACAUGGUGGGCAGCAGCCUCCUGCCCGGGGCCUCGGUGGCAUCCCACACUCGGGGGAUGUCCCUGAGCCCCAGCGCCAGCCAGAUGCAGAUGCAGCAGCGCGCCAACCUGAUGGCUUCCCUGAGCUACGGCCACCGGCAGCUGUCCAAGCAGCUGAGCGCCGACAGCGCCGAGUCGCACAGGUAUCCCCCCGCCAACUACGACCAGGUGCACUUACACCCCCACCUGUUCCCGGAGCAGCCCCGCGUUUCCCCCAGCAGCUACAGCCCGUCGGGAGGGGUGGGGUUCCCUGCAGCCCAGCAGGCUCUGAAGGUCCCGCAGCUCGAGCAGUACCCCAAUUUCCCUCCGAACGCACAUCAGCAGCAGCAGCAGCACUACACGGCAUCGGCACUACAGCAGGCACUGUUGUCCCCGACACCUCCCGACUACAGCCGACACCAGCAGGUACCGCACAUCCUCCAGGGACUGCUUUCCCCCCGGCACUCGCUCACGGGGCACACGGACAUGCGGCUGCCCCAGGCAGAAUUUGCACAGCUCAUCAAACGGCGGCAGCAGCAGCAGCAGCAGCAAGAAUUCCAAGAGUUGUUCAGGCAUAUGAGUCAAGGGGAUGCUGGCAGUAUGGGCACCAGCAUGGGACAGAACCUCUCGGAGCGCCAGUCGUUAUCUUUGCCUUAUCAGAGUGCUGACACCUACCACCCCCAGAGCAGCCCCCAACAUCUCCUAAAAAUCAGGGCUCAAGAAUGUAUCCAGCAGGUCCCUGCCUCCGUGCCACCACCGCCGCAGGGAUACGGACACCAGCCAGCCCUGUUCCACUCGGAGAGCAUGGAGGAGGACUGCGCCUGCGAGGGCAACAGGGACAGCUUUCCUGACAGUAAGAGUUCAAACACAUUGACCAAAGGUUGCCACGAGACCCCUCUGCUUGUAAACGCAGCAGGGCACGGGGACCCCGAAUCUUUGCUAGGAACUGCUAAUCCUGCACAGGAGCUGGGAACGCACCAGUACAGGCAUCAGCCCGCGCCCGGAUUCAGGAAUAAGGUGCCCAGCAGAGAGUCCAUCGUAGGGAACUGCAUGGACAGGAGCUCGCCCGGCCAAGCCAUGCAGGUGCCUGACCACAACGGCCUGGGCUACCCCGUGCGCCCCUCGUCCAGCGAGCAGCGGCCCCGCACCCUGCAGAGACAUCACACCAUCCAGAACAGUGAUGAUGCCUACGUGCAGCUGGAUAACUUGCCUGGGAUGAGUUUGAUGGCAGGAAAAGCUCUCAGCUCUGCUCGGAUGUCGGACGCCGUGCUCAGCCAGUCGUCACUGAUGGCCAGUCAGCAGCUGCGUGACAGGGACAGCGAGGAAUGCGGGGAGAGUUUGGAGGAUGAAGAGCACCCGAACCUGGGCGAUGGCAGCCAGCACCUCAACACCUCCUGCUACCCCUCGACGUGUAUCACAGACGUCCUGCUGAGCUACAAGCACCCGGAGGUGCCCUUUGGGAUGGAGCAGGCGGGGGUGUAACCAGGAGGGGGGUUUGUGUACAGCUUUGAAACGAAAAGGUCCAUUUUAAACCAACAGUAUCUAGCAGCAUUGCGCCAAAUUGCCGUAGUAUUUCUGACUAACUGGAAUACCAUGGCCCCUUUCCUCAUCCUCACUUCAUCCAGUGUGUCGUUCCUUUGGGUUCUUUAAUUUCUGCCACACUUGCCUGUGAGUCCAGCUGCACCCAGAGCCCUGAGCCCAGCGUGGAGGGAGGAUCAGCCUGGGUGUGGGGGCUGCUCUGGGGUGACCCUGCCCGGGGCCCCAGGCCGGGCUGAGCCUUCCUAGAACCUGCCCCGAGCAGGUCCAAGGGACUGGAGCUGCUCCUGGAUGGAGGCCACRCUCUCCUUCACCCUGUCUGCCUGCACUGGGGGAUCCUGGCAGCGCUGCCGGGGCCCUCCCCACCCCGGUGCAAACCACUUCUUGUCUCACCUCUGUCUGCUCUGUUCCCUCUCAUGUGUUGGGGUGUUGACAGGAUCACCCCUGCCCUCCCCUCCCUUUUCUUUCCAAAUCUGCCACGACUUGGGGUUUUUUCUUUUCCUGGCUAAUGUAGGGCAGACGGAUUUUUCUUUGUUUCCUUCGCUUUUCCUCCUGAUCACGUAGGAAUUGUUUUUUUUUGGUAAAUGUUGUUUUAUUAUUAUUGUUAUUAAUAAAAGGCAAAAGGAAUUUCUGUUUGAGAGAAAUUUUUAACUAGAUUCUGUUCUAUAUGAAUUGUGACUUGCACCUUUUGUUCAAAGUAUUUUAUUUCUUUUAACGACAUUGUACUUGUGACUGGUUUUCUCUCGUGCCAGUGGCGACAGUGGUAAUUCUCCUUUUACAGCUGGGACGUGCAGAGGUCUCUUCUUUGUCCCUUUUCCAUCCUUUCCGUGGUGGAUAGAGCAGGAAGCCCYUCACCCCACCGGGGCUUGGGAGCCUGUGGUGUCACCCUUGCCUUUGGGACUUAAGCUCCAGUUCAGAUCCUUCUUACUGACAUUUUUCUGGAAUAUUUUUUAAAACAAACUAAAGGAAACGUCAACCCAGCCCUCCUGACUUUGCACAGAAGGAAGUGUGAAACCAGCACGGCAGAGGUGACUUUGCUAUCCUCACCCCGCGCCUCUUCCCGGCCUCCCCUCCUCCGGGAGAACAAUGCUAACGGGAGAACAAUGCCAACAGCUCUGCGAUCCCGAAAAUCAGAGAGAGGAGGGAAGCUCCGAGCCCCUCACCCGGCUCCUGCGGGCUCGGGGGGCGCGGGGAGCCCGCCGGACCGAGCGGGAAGGGUGGGAAACGCGGGAAGCCUUUUGCUCUGUCCCUUUGGUUCGUUUUCCUUUUGUUUACAUGACACUGUAUCCUGGGAGAGUCGCCGGGCCCCCCCCAGCAGCAGCCGCCCCGCAGGGCCGCCUCACCGUGCCAUCCGCAGUAUCACACUUUUUUUAUCAUGGCUUUGUAUUGUAGUAAUCAAUACGCGCAGUAUAUGUUGAAUGUAUAUUAAUAUACUUUGCUAUUAUUUCUGUUUUUUGGAAAUGUCAGAAGUAUUUUUUUUUCUUCCUCAUUUAUGUUGGACUAAAAACGAACAGGAAAAAAAAAAAAGAAACGUUUCAGUAAAUCUUCAGUCCAUUUUUUUGUGGGUCACUUGCAACUAGUCAAUUAGUUGGACAGUGGGAUCAUAACAAAUAAAACCAUGAUUAUGAUCUUCCC